GGCAAUUUGGCAUUCGGCAACCGGCGCUGCUCACAGACUACAGCUUCACGCGCCGGCGUGCCGUGACGACAACACGCGCCCCCGUCUCCCUGAUCCCAACCAACAGAAUAAACAACAAAGUCCAGACCUGACUCCUCAAAACUUCCACCCAAACUGUUUCCACUUCGUCGGAAAAUCCCAAAUCCCCAAACCCUAAGAAGGUCAAAAGGUCACUGAUUCAGCCCCCAAAAGCAGCAAUUCCAAUUUUCCGGCAUCGGAAUUGCGAUUUUUUCCCUCCUUCCGGCCAGGAAAAUAAAAAAAAAAAAGGGCGCGAGAGUUGGGGGAAACUGUCGAAGAAAAUUUCCGGAGAGUUUAUCGGAAGAGAAGAUUGGCGGAAAUGGCGUCGUCGAAGGUGAUGGCGUCGUCGAAGCCGAAGAAUUCGGAUCUGGCUUCAACGUCGUCGUCUUCAACAGCUCCACGAUCGCGUCGUUUUUCUUCUUCCUCCUCUACUACUACUAAACACCGCUCUUCCGAUCGCUCAACUACCAUUCGGCCGCUUAACGUCGGGAACUCCUCAUCCUCUAACAUGACCGUCGAUGGAAUCCUGCACAACGUCUACUCCGCUCCCUCGUCGGAGCCCGCGCUCCUCGACGCUCAGAUAACCCUAAUGGACGCCCCGGCUCCUCCUCCUCCUCCUCCCCCUGCCCUCGCUCCUCCUUCUCUCGCCGCGGCGGUAAUCCAGUCCAGCUACCACGCCAACGGAAGUAACGAUCAGGAAAUGGCAAUUGCCGUUGCUCCUACGCUGCCGGGGAGUAACAAGACGGUUGACGACAUGUGGAAGGAGAUUGUGUCCGGGAGGAAGGAAUUGAAGGAGGAACCGGACGAGAUGAUGACUCUGGAGGAUUUCCUCGCCAAGGCGGGUGCGGUGGAGGUUGGCGGCGACGACGACGAGGAUGAGGUGAAGAUGCCGGAGCUAGCUUCGGAGAGGUUGAGUGGGGGAGUGUUCGCGUUUGAUCCGGUGACAGUGCCGCCGCCGAAUGCUAUCCAUAUGCUGGAUAAGGUUGAAGGGUCGAUCGUCGGGUUCGGGAAUGGAGUGGAGGUGGCUCCCUCCGGCGGGGGAUUAGGUGUGGGGAGAGGGAAGAGAGGUAGAGCGCCGGUUUUGGAGCAAUUGGAUAAGGCUGCGCAGCAGAGGCAGAAGAGGAUGAUCAAGAAUCGGGAGUCAGCUGCAAGGUCCAGGGAGAGGAAACAGGCUUAUCAAGUCGAAUUGGAGUCUUUGGCAGUGAAGCUAGAAGAGGAAAAUGAGCAGCUGUUGAUGGAGAAGGAAGAGCGUACAAAGGAAAGGUUAAAGCAGCUUAUGGAGAAGGUGUUCCCUGUGGUGGUAAGGCGAAAACCGCCACGAACGCUGCGCAGAGUUCGGUCUUGGGUAUGGUAGAUAACGAAUGUAGUUAGCAUUGUAAGGUCUCGAAACUUUGGGAGAGACAGCCUCCUUUGACUAAGGAGACACAGUAAAAAUAGAGCCGCGUCACUUUAGGAUCGACUUGAUUCUAAUAUUAUUAGAGCUUUUGGGGGUAUAUAUAUAUAGAAUGAGAGACGCUGUGAGGUAGAUAAGAUAGUUGAAGAGAUGGAUGAUGAACAUCAUGAGGCGGUAAUGCAGACUACAGAUCAUUACUGGCUUAUUUUUGUGUAGCAAACGAAGUUGAAGAACAAGAACAAGAAGAAGAAAGAAGCAUUAGUAUUUUUUUUUAUAUAUAUAGCCUGCGUUUUACAGCACUGGUUGCGAGAGGAAGUAGGGAAAGAGGAGAAAUGGAGGGACUUUUGCUGGGUUUCUAUUUCCAACUGUAAUUUAUUUUAGUUUUAUACAUUGGCGAGUUUGUGAAGAAGCCCUUCACAUGGGCAUGGCUCUGAUCGGUGAAUCGAUUCGUUUUGUUUCUCUUUCACUCAACAACUCGAAUUAUUGAAACUAAUUUGUUCUUGACAUUAUCAGAGUCUUCUAUAUCCAAAACAUCUUCUAUUUAAGUCCUUGCGACCCAUUUUCGGAGC
Molecule: messenger RNA, 2019 nt
Organism: Linum tenue
Lineage: Eukaryota; Viridiplantae; Streptophyta; Magnoliopsida; Malpighiales; Linaceae
Source: the annotation of a GenBank genome assembly